AUGUCUGGAGAUACGAGCACCUGUGGCAUCCAUCUAGACGGCGCCUUCCGCUUCAUGAACCACGUCAAAGCCACCAAGUCCACGUAUUCCUCCAAAGCUCGCUCCCUUCACCGCAUAUACUUCUACCUUCGCGUCAUCUAUGACAGUACGGCCUGCAGGAACUCUUGUGACUACCACGACGGAUCUCCACCCUCUCCCGAGGCUGACUUUGGCACCGCCCUAUCCGUCAGUCUACUGGACAAAGUCGAAGACGAAGGCGUAGUUCCGGGGAAAUCCAAGUCAGUGCUGAACCACGUCACUGCCCCAAAGGCCCAGCAAGUAGGCGAGUAUGAAUGCGUCUACGGUGUUCCUCAGGCCCUUCUCAUCCUCCUUGCGCGAACGACCGAGCUCAUCGACCAAGUCACCACGUCUCGCCAACAACAACCGAACAGCCCAUCAACUCACUUUUCCGACCAAUGCGACCAGCUCGAAUCCGACAUCAUCGACUGGGAACCCGCCUCAUCCUCUACCUCCGACUCAGACACAACUCCCAGCGCACUCAUUAUCCAAAAGACCACCCUCGCCUUCCACUCCGCCCUCAUAAUCUACUUUGCGCAACACAUCCGCCACCUGCACCACAACUACCUCCGUACCCACAUCCUCCUCGUCCUAUCCUCGAUAGAAGCCAUCGAGGCCAUCAAGUCGGAGAACAGCAUCCUCUCUGCCCCUUUGUACUGGCCGGCAUUUAUAGCGGGGAGUGAGGCCUUCGAGAAGGGUCUGCAGGACAGGUUUAGGGGGUGGUAUAGGAAGGUCGAGGGGUAUAGGUUGGCAAGCGUGAGGAGUGGGAUCGAUGUUCUGAGAGAGGUCUGGAAGAGGGGGCCGGGAGGAGGGAAGGGGACGAGUCAUUGGAGGAGGGUGGUGCAGGAGACUGGCGUGCGGCUGAUGCUAAGCUAACCAUACACGACCGUUGGCUUUGCGAACAAUCAACGGCACUGCAGUUAGUUAGUACAAUAGAAUACGAGAAGAACGGAAAGC
Fusarium verticillioides 7600 is the source of this 1014-nucleotide messenger RNA. RefSeq lists its product as hypothetical. The transcript has a single exon. Gene Ontology annotation, cellular component: nucleus. The record is from RefSeq and is a predicted model, not a curated record. Gene Ontology annotation, molecular function: transcription cis-regulatory region binding; DNA-binding transcription factor activity. Bases 1 to 933 code for a protein of 310 amino acids. NCBI's taxonomy places the organism in Eukaryota, Fungi, Ascomycota, Sordariomycetes, Hypocreales, Nectriaceae. Gene Ontology annotation, biological process: positive regulation of transcription by RNA polymerase II.